AUGACAACAUUAUCGGCCGCCGCCGUCAUCUUUGUUGUCAUUCUUAUAUUCUCUGUCGUAUGUAAUGUCCACGGUCUUGGUGGCUCCGCCACCACCGUCUCUGUAAGCUAUGGUACCACCGUCACCGUCUGCGGCAUCGUCGCUGGUCAACCGAGUCAACGGAUUCAAUGCUGGCGUGAUGGACAAGUGUUUGAUGUAUUCUCCAAUAUCUCUUUUGAGUCCAUCGCCGGUGGUCGUGAUGUGUUUUGCGGCGUUAGGUCCGGCGGUUCAAGUCUUGUCUGUUGGAACCCUAGCUUGACUCCAAAGCGUCUUUACUACAACGAAACGGUACUGUUGCGUCAGUUAACUAUCGGUGACGGUCAAAUUUGCGGGAUUACGAAUAGUUCUGGAUUGAACGUCGAAUGUUGGAGGAGCCGCGACGAGCUAUCAAUUCAAAAUCGUCAGUUCCAAUCGAUUUCAUCAGGACUAGGGUUUACUUGUGGUGUUGUGGCGAACAACGCCGAUGAGAUCCUCUGUUUUGGAACAAAUUCAGAACUGGCGAGGGAUAUUCAAGGUAACUUUACGGAUUUUCGCAUGCUAAAUGUUGCUGUAGGCGGUAAUCAUGCCUGUGGAGUAAAUUCUACUGGUUUCUUGAUUUGUAGAGGUCACAACGAUUAUGGACAGAUUAAUGUACCAAAACAUUCACCGUUCGAAUUUUCUGCACUCGCCCUUGGAUCGAAUCAUACUUGUGCCUUGCGAAAAAUGAAUAGUCAUGUAGUUUGUUGGGGUGGUGGAGGAGGGAUUUUGAGCGAUUAUGCUGUUGGGGUUUCGUUUGAAUCUAUUGUUGCUGGAUUGGAUUUCACUUGUGGAUUGACAACCAAUAACCUCUCUGUAAUUUGUUGGGGAGAAGGAUGGGUUAGAAAUAGUUCGUAUCCAUUGGGAUUCGAACUUCCAUUGAGAACAAUUCUUCCAGGUCCAUGUGUUUUAUCCGAUUGUGAUUGUGGCAUCUAUACUCAGUCUGCAAUUCUUUGUUCUGGUUCUGGUUCAAUAUGUAAGCCUUGUGAUAUAUCAAGUUUGUCAAUACCAUCGCCACCACCCUCUGGAGGUGCUAAUGUGCCACAAUCUAGUUCACCUUCAAGACCUUUGAGAAGAGGGUUAUUGGCAUUUGCAAUAGUUGGAUCAAUUGGGGCUUUUGCAGGCAUAUGUACUAUACUUUAUUGUUUGUGGACUGGUGUUUGUUGUGGGAAUAAAAAGAUACACAAUUCUGUUCAACCUACAAUCACAGGUUCUACGCACAAUGCUCCACAGUUAUCAAACAGCAGUCCAAUUUCGAGAUCAUCUACAAUCAGGCGCCAAGCGUCAAGAGCUUUCAGGCGACAAAGAAGUGGAACUUCUUCAAAACAUGCUGAUAGGGAAGAGGAGUUUACUUUCGCUGAUCUAGCUUUAGCAACUGACAAUUUUUCCCAGAAUAAUAAAAUAGGUGCGGGGAGUUUUGGGAUCGUGUACAAAGGCAAGCUGUUAGAUGGCCGUGAAGUCGCCAUCAAAAGGGGGGAAACGAGUCAUAAAACCAAGAAAUUUCAAGAGAAAGAAAGUGCGUUUGAUUCAGAAUUGGCUUUCUUAUCUCGGCUUCACCAUAAACACUUGGUUAGGCUUGUUGGGUAUUGCGAAGAAAGGGAAGAGAAACUGUUGGUUUAUGAGUACAUGAAAAAUGGAGCUCUUUAUGAUCAUUUGCAUGAUAAGAAAAACACGGAAAAGAGUAGCAGCUUGUUGAACUCUUGGAAAAUGCGGAUCAAGAUUUCUUUAGAUGCCGCUAGGGGAAUCGAAUACCUUCAUAACUAUGCAGUUCCUCCUAUAAUUCACAGAGACAUCAAAUCAUCUAACAUCUUGCUGGAUGCGAAUUGGGUUGCUAGGGUUUCUGAUUUCGGAUUAUCUCUAAUGGGGCCUGAGUCAGAUUCUGAGCACAGACCAACAAAAGCAGCCGGAACAGUUGGGUAUAUUGAUCCAGAGUACUAUGGACUAAAUGUAGUCACUGCCAAAAGUGAUGUUUAUGGUCUUGGUGUUGUGCUACUAGAGCUUUUGACAGGAAAGAGAGCAAUUUUCAAGAGUGAUAAUGAUAAUGGUGGUGCACCUAUUAGUCUAGUGGACUUCUCCGUUCCGGCAAUCAUUACCGGCGACUUGGCAAAGAUUCUGGAUAAGAGGGUAGGGCCACCAGAGGUGAAUGAGGCGGAGGCGGUGGAGCUGAUGGCGUACACCGCCAUACAUUGUGUGAACCUGGAGGGUAGAGAAAGACCAACCAUGAGCGACAUUGUCGCUAAUCUGGAACGAGCCGUGACGCUCUGUGACGACAGUCAUGGCAGCAUUUCCAGCGGUCAGAUUUCGAUUGUUUCCGAAUGAAAGUUGUAUAUUUAUUGAUUUUUCAUUAUAUGGGGGUUUGAUUUUGUGGGUA
Cynara cardunculus var. scolymus (artichoke) is the source of this 2425-nucleotide messenger RNA. Its product is annotated as putative serine/threonine-protein kinase-like protein CCR3. NCBI's taxonomy places the organism in Eukaryota, Viridiplantae, Streptophyta, Magnoliopsida, Asterales, Asteraceae. Gene Ontology annotation, molecular function: ATP binding; protein serine/threonine kinase activity. The coding region runs from base 1 to 2373 and encodes 790 amino acids. Gene Ontology annotation, biological process: protein phosphorylation. The transcript has a single exon. The record is from RefSeq and is a predicted model, not a curated record.